AUGGCCAAAGCAAACCGAGGCAACAACCGAGGAGGAGCAAGGGGAGGGGGACCACCAGGGGGUGCAAGUCGAGGCGGGGCGACGAAUCGUGGAGCUGCAGCAGGGCGCGGUCGAGGCGGAGGAGGGGCGUCGUCAUCACGGCGAUUGCAAUCGAGGGAGGACAUGUCCGAGCUUAGCUUUGACUAUUCCUCGUUGACCGAGGAGGUAUUGGGUCAGUAAGACGACACAAUUGCACGUGCGAGCUUCCACGAGUCGGCUUUUGGCUGACUCAAAGCCUGCUCCGAUUGUCUCCCCCUAUUCUCCCCUCUCGACGCUCGACAUGCUCGUUCACUCAGGUUACAACCUAUCACCUUCGUUCCCCGCUCCCAAGGUUUCUACCCGUCAGAAUUUUCCGCCACCAACACCUCCAAAUGGAGGCCAUUCCGGCUACCACACCCCCAAGCGUGGCGUCGGAUGUUCAGGCGCACGCGACGGGGGUCCAUCUCGGCGCGAAACCAACCACCAUCAGAACCCGAUCUCUUCUUUCCGUGGUCGAGGAGGAGCAGCUGGACUUGGAUCCCAUAAUAUCACAACCACUUCGAUCGGGUUUCGUCCUUCCAUCCGAGGUAGGGGAGGUAUCGUCGGUUUCACUCCCGGUGGUCAUCGCCCGCUGCUUGUGCCCGUCACUUUUGUCGCCGCUUCGGGGUUGACACCCAAGAUGCAGGGCGACCUAGACGUCGAUGAGGUCCCGGGCGAACUGGAAGAGAAAGUGGUGGAAGGACACUUGGUGGAGAGCGUGAGGGAUCUCGAUCAGCGAGACGAGUCUUCGCCGGAAGAUGAGGAGUCGACCUCCGAGUCUGAUGAGCAGGAUGAGGUUGGGGUGGACGUCACGGAACGAAUUGUCGUCAAAGAGAAGGAAACGACACUCGUUGCUGGAGGUGAAGUGAGCGAAAUUGAGGAGAUGGAGGCUGCCCCGUCAUUCGUGAUCGAUUUGACCGCCUCACGAGUCGAGGACUGCUCGGUUCCACCGCCUCUCGUCGUGCCUUCGGACUUUGUCCUCGGUGUUUCGAGCAACACCGCGGCGAAUCGGGAACAAGUUGACUCGGACUCGGAUGAUGAUGAAGAAAUUGAACAGAUCGUUUUCAACCCGACUGCAUCGACAUCGAGCAACCCUUCAUCGAGCGCACCUCGCGCGGCACGGGCAGAGGUCUCACCCCCCACCAUCACGAAGGAGGCCGUCGCGGCACCAGAACCCAUGGUCCAACCCCGCACCAAGAAGGCUCCAGCGCCCAAGUUGACAAAAGCGCAAAAGCGAGCGGGCAAAAAAGCGCGACGAGCCGGUCGACUCCACGUUCGAUCAGGCAACCAACAUCUUCUGGUCGAGGCCGAGAGCUCUGACGAGGACGAGCAAGCCGUUGAUGAAGAGGAUGCGAGACAAGGGCGCGAGAUGUUUGCGCGCUUGGAAUUGAAUGGUGAUGCUGAGGCGAUGCAAGUUGAGGAAGGUGGGGGUAAUGAAGGGGAAGAUAAAGGAGAAGAAGCGCCCAAGCCCCGCGUUGGGGACUCGGAUCUCGAAUGGGGUAGCGAUGGACCACCGGGGAUGGAGACUCGCUCGUCCGCUGGAAUAAGGCCCAAGGCUAAAAAGGAACUACAGAAACGACAGCGGCGCGAACAGAGGGAGUUGGAGAAGAUGCAACGUCUUGCAUCAGGGGCGAGGUCGCAUGUCGAAAAGUUGCUCGGUGGGAACAGAGCUAUGGACGAUUUUGCGAGGAAUUUGUUGGGCGAGACUGAGGAGGGAGAUAUCGAUCUUGAGGCGGCGAGGAGGUUCGCGGAGGGUAUGAUGGGCUCGAGUAGUGGGGUGCAGAAAAAUUUGGACGAGCUGGUUGAUGAGGCGAGGGAGGAGCAAGAGGAUGGGCAAGAGGGUUGGAGGACGACGAGUGGUAGUGAAGACGAGGAAGAUGAAAGUGGGAGCGAGAGUGACGAGUCGUCGUCUUCUGGAUCCAGUGGAGGUGAAGAGUUUGAUUCGAACGACGAGCUCGAGCGUGACCAUACGCUUGGGGAAUCCGAUGCCGCGUGAGUGCAAUUUUACUUGAAAGUAACGUAGUAUGGGCGAGGAAGCUAAUUUGGCAUCCUUUCGACAGAAUUGAUCGAGCCAUGGCAGAUGCCGAGGAGGUCAUGAUGGACGAUGCCUCGUCCCAUCGCGACUCGUCCAUCUCUUCCGGCGCCGAGAACGAUGCAAUCGAAGCGGCCCUCCUGGCUGGCCAAACGAUCCGUCUCUCUUCGGUUGGCGUCAGUGGUCCCGGAGGACGAAGGGACCGAAAAGAACGCAAGCGGGCCAAGAAGGGCAAAGGCCGUUGGGUCGAGUCCGACUCGGGUGACGAGGAGGAUGACGAGGUCCGCAUGUUUACGGGCGAGAACACAUGGGCCGAAAAUGACGAGGACUUUAUCCAAGAGUUGCAGGUGGGUCCCCAAAGGCUCGCUUCGUUUCCGCUACUGCUGCUGAUUUGGAUGGGUUCUCUGGCCACAGGACGUUCUGGAUACAAAUGAGAGUCUACUGCUGGGUUCGGGUCGUAAAAAUAGGAAGAAGCUGUUCAAGGCGGUCCAGAAUGGCAACUUUGACGACAUUGAUCUGAUGCUGGAGGACGAUGUCUUGCUGACGAGCGGACCCUGUGCGUCGAGGCUCGACUAGCAUGCGGCCUUGGGUGGCAACGCUGACUAAUGCCUGUCGAAUCUCUUCGCACCCUUAGCUCGCAAAUCGAAGACCAAGUCCAAGGCCUCGAAACCGGCGUGGGACGGCGAGUUCGCCGACGAGCUACAAGCCCAGUGGGAGAACGACCGUGCCAAGAAGUCGGACUUCAAGAGGAAGCGUGCCCUUGCAAGGGCGGAAGCCAAUGAGGCCGCACCUCACAAGUUCAAGAAGGGGCACGUUCCGCCUGCUUCGUUCGCUGGCUCGUCGGAUGUUGCGGUCAUCAACCUAAAGAUGCGCGAGUUCAUAUUGCACGAUUUGGAGCAAGGUUCUUUGUCGCUUCCUCCCAUGUCCAAGAAGUCUCGCGUUGCGGUUCACUUGCUGUCCGAGGCGUACGGUCUCAAUUCGAAGAGUGUGGGCAAGGGCAAAGCUCGUUUCCCCGUCUUAGUGCGCACGCAAAAGACCACGACGUACGGUGUCGACGAACGAAAGAUCCGCGCCAUCAUCUCCACGGCCGAGGGGGAGAAGAUAUUGGGUGGGGCGCAGUACGGAGGAAGGGCCAAGGGUAAGCAAGGGGGAUUGUGGGCGGCUCUGUCUGGGGAUGGCAAGAAGUCGAGUGGUGCUGGAGGUGGAGGGGGAGGUAUGGGUGGGAAACGACACGAUGAAGGAGCUGUAGUGGGACAAGGGGUGAGCCAGUGUUUGCGAGUUCUUCUUCAGUGUUCAGUGUGCUCAUCGGAUUGAUUCGCUUACUGUGUGCAGGCCGACCGCUUGGGCGAGGACAACAUCGGUUUCGCGCUGCUCAAAAGGAUGGGGUCAGUUUCCACCAUCCGCAUCUCGCGUUCCCAAACUUGACCCUGACAAAAUCUGAGCGUUCUUUUUGAUCUCAGAUGGUCCGAAGGCAUGCAAAUCGGAAGGACGGGCGGUAUCUCGGAGCCCAUCGCCGCUCGAAUCAAGACCAACAAAAGCGGUCUCGGAUCGGGUUACUCGGUCUCGCGUAUCGAGGCGCAGAUCAUGGCCGCUGGUCCUGGUCAAUAG
Molecule: messenger RNA, 3697 nt
Organism: Microbotryum saponariae
Lineage: Eukaryota; Fungi; Basidiomycota; Microbotryomycetes; Microbotryales; Microbotryaceae
Source: the annotation of a GenBank genome assembly